AUGGCCCCAGCCAUUUCCAAGCCUCUCCUCAGCGAUCUCGUGGCACAGAUCGGGAAAGUCCCAUUGAGCCACAUCAGGCCUGUCGGAGACCGCCCGGACCUCGCCAAUGUCGACAACGAGUCCGGCGCCGGGAUCCCGCUCAUCGACCUCAAGAAGCUCAACGGGCCGGAGCGCCCUAAGGUGGUGGAGGCCAUCGGCAGGGCCUGCGAAUCCGACGGCUUCUUCAUGGUGACGAACCACGGCAUCCCGGCGGCGGUCGUGGAGGGGAUGCUGCGCGUGGCGCGGGAGUUCUUCCACCUGCCGGAGUCGGAGCGGCUCAAGUGCUACUCCGACGACCCCAAGAAGGCGAUCCGGCUGUCCACCAGCUUCAACGUGCGCACGGAGAAGGUGAGCAACUGGCGCGACUUCCUGCGCCUGCAUUGCUACCCGCUCGAGAGCUUCGUCGACCAGUGGCCGUCAAACCCGCCGUCCUUCAGGGAAGUGGUGGGCACCUACGCGACGGAAGCGAGGGCGCUGGCGCUGAGGCUGCUGGAGGCCAUAUCGGAGAGCCUGGGCCUGGAGCGGAGCCACAUGGUGGCGGCCAUGGGGAGGCACGCGCAGCACAUGGCGGUGAACUACUACCCGCCGUGCCCGCAGCCGGAGCUCACCUACGGGCUGCCGGGCCACAAGGACCCCAAUGCCAUCACGCUGCUGCUCCAGGACGGCGUCUCCGGCCUCCAGGUGCAGCGUGGCGGCCGCUGGGUGGCCGUCAACCCCGUGCCCAACGCGCUGGUCAUCAACAUCGGAGACCAGAUGCAGGCACUGAGCAACGACCGAUACAAGAGCGUGCUCCACCGCGUGAUCGUCAACAGCGAGAGCGAGCGGAUCUCGGUGCCGACGUUUUACUGCCCGUCCCCGGACGCGGUGAUCGCGCCGGCCGACGCGCUGGUGGACGACGGGCACCCUCUGGCCUACCGCUCAUUCACUUACCAGGAGUACUACGACGAGUUCUGGAACAUGGGCCUCCAGUCGGCCAGCAGCCUCGACCGGUUUAGGCCCGGAGGAUCGAUAGAUCAGUGA
Messenger RNA from Miscanthus lutarioriparius, 1059 nucleotides. Lineage: Eukaryota; Viridiplantae; Streptophyta; Magnoliopsida; Poales; Poaceae. The record is from the annotation of a GenBank genome assembly.